AUGGGGAUUCACAAGACUUGGCUCUCAGAGCUAAGAGCUAAAGUUAGCAAUAACAAUAAUGAUGUUAAUAAACAUGAAGAAGUCCUUGGAAUCCUGUCCUUUGAAGCAGCGGCCACCAUGUCAAACCUUGUGUCCCUUCACAAAGCCUUGUCCGAGACCGAGCUCCACCACCUCCGCUCCGACACCAUGCGCGCCCAGGGUGUCUCGUAUCUAAACUCCACCGACCAAUCCUUUCUCCUCCGCCUCGCGUGCGCCGAAUUCAUGUCCGACCUUGACCACGCCGCUGAGGCCAUAUCCCGUCUCGAGACCAAGUGCCACACGCCACGCACUAAGUCCUUCAUCCAAGUCUACUCCGACCUCAAAACUGGCAACUCUGAUCAAGAACAACUCGGCCCUGGUUCAUUCUGCAAGAAAAAAGCAGAGAAGAAGGUGAAAAAGAUGGAGAAAUACAUAGUUUCCACUUCUAAACUUUGCGUGGAGAUGGAAGCCAUGGAUGUUUCCAGCCAAAAGCUUAACAAGCAAUGGAACCGAUACAGUGGACCCAUACCAAACUACAACAACGAGCUCCUUGUAGAAAUGAAAUCACAGCAACAAAAGAUUCAACGUCUCAAAGAGGAAUCUCUCUGGAAUAAAACCUUCGACAAGGUGGUUCGUCUCAUGUCAGCCUCCACCUUCUUCAUCUUCGCUCGUGUUUGCUCGGUGUUCGGCCCGUUCGUGCCGGGACUCCCUCCGGUGGUGACAUUACACGGGAAAAGCUCGUCCAUUUGGUUCGCGCCAGUGUCCAAAUUACGUACGCGUACUCGUUUAGCAUCGUCCGGGCCGAUAGAGAGACGCGUGCCGAAUGAAUUCCCAAUCCGACCGAACUCGUGUCCCAUUAUAAGUUCAAAAGAAGCAGAGGUGAGCGGGAAGUGGAGUGAAAUGUUGGAAGCUCCACCGAACACGGUCGGUUGGUCUUGCAUGGCUUUGAGAUACGCUGAUGUGAUCGUGUCCGCUGAGAAGUUACUGCAUGUGAGAUCUAUUGAUGAGCCAAUGACUGCUAAGGAACAGAGGUGCGAAUUAGCGGCCAGGGAUGAGUUUUAUCGUAUGCUCCCAAAAGGGCUUCAUGGAGCUUUGAGGAGAAAGCUGAGGGAGUACCGCCGUGAUGCUGGGUUCUGUGAUAGAUUCAUGGCCGAAGGAUGGAAGGAUGCAGUUGAGAGGAUCUUGAAAUGGUUGGGACCAAUGGCGCAUGACACGUUAAGGUGGCAAACUGAGAGGAACAUGGACAGGAGGCAAUGGUUUGAUCCAAAACCCAAGGCUUUGCUUCUUCAGACUUUGCAUUUCUCUGAUAAGGUGAAGACGGAGGCUGCCAUUGUUGAGGUUCUUGUUGGUUUGAGCUGUGUUUGCAUGUAUAUGAAUUGCCCUACGGAAGAAGCACAACAUUCAUAUUGA
Molecule: messenger RNA, 1428 nt
Organism: Dioscorea cayenensis subsp. rotundata (Guinea yam)
Lineage: Eukaryota; Viridiplantae; Streptophyta; Magnoliopsida; Dioscoreales; Dioscoreaceae
Exons: 1
Coding region: 1-1428 (475 amino acids)
Biological process (GO): positive regulation of growth
Source: RefSeq, a predicted model, not a curated record